CAGCCUUUGGUAGCCACCAUGACGCUGGGCCUGGAGCAGGCGGAGGAGCAGCGCCUGUACCAGCAGACGCUCCUGCAGGACGGCCUCAAGGACAUGCUGGACCACGGCAAGUUCCUGGACUGCGUGGUGCGCGCGGGCGAGCGCGAGUUCCCGUGCCACCGGCUGGUGCUGGCCGCCUGCAGCCCAUACUUCCGGGCGCGCUUCCUGGCGGAGCCCGAGGGCUCGGGAGAGCUGCGCCUGGAGGAGGUGUCUCCCGACGUGGUGGCUCAGGUGCUGCAUUACCUGUACACGUCGGAGAUCUCUUUGGACGAGGGGAGCGUGCAGGAGCUGUUCUCGGCGGCGCACCGCUUCCAGAUCCCGUCCAUCUUCACCAUCUGCGUGUCCUUCCUGCAGAAGCGCCUGUGCCUGGCUAACUGCCUGGCCGUCUUCCGCCUCGGCCUCCUGCUCGACUGCGCGCGCCUGGCGGUGGCCGCGCGCGACUUUAUCUGCGCGCGCUUCCCGCUAGUGGCGCGCGACGCCGACUUCCUGGGGCUGUCGGCCGACGAGCUCAUCGCCAUCAUCUCUAGCGACGGCCUCAACGUGGAGAAGGAGGAGGCGGUGUUCGAGGCGGUGAUGCGCUGGGCCGGAGGCCGCGGGGACGGCGAGGACGGCGAGGCGCGCGCCGAGCGCCAGCGCGCGCUGCCCACCGUGUUCGAGAGCGUGCGCUGCCGCCUGCUGCCGCGCGCCUUCCUGGAGAGCCGCGUGGAGCGGCACCCGCUGGUGCGCGCGCAGCCCGAGCUGCUGCGCAAGCUGCAGAUGGUGAAGGAUGCCCACGAAGGCCGGAUCACGACGCUGCGCAAGAAGAAGAAGAAGGAGAGACCCAAGGAAGAGAAAGGGACAGCGGACGACGCGACCGACCGGGGCCAAGACGAGGCCGAGGAAGACGAGGAGCGCGUGCUGCCCGGCAUCCUGAACGACACCCUGCGCUUCGGCAUGUUCCUCCACGACCUCAUCUUCAUGAUUAGCGAGGAGGGCGCCGUGGCCUACGAUCCAGCCGCCAACGAGUGCUACUGCGCCUCCUUGUCCACCCAGAUCCCCAAGAACCACGUCAGCCUGGUCACCAAGGAAAACCAGGUCUUCGUGGCUGGAGGCCUUUUCUACAACGAGGACAACAAAGAGGACCCCAUGAGCGCUUACUUCCUGCAGUUUGACCACCUGGACUCAGAGUGGCUGGGAAUGCCGCCGCUGCCGUCGCCGCGAUGCCUCUUCGGCCUGGGCGAAGCUCUCAACGCCAUCUACGUGGUCGGCGGCCGGGAGCUCAAGGACGGCGAAAGCAGCUUGGACUCGGUGCUGUGCUACGACCGGACGUCGUUCAAAUGGGGUGAGUCGGACCCACUGCCCUACGCCGUGUACGGCCACGCGGUGCUGUCCCACAUGGACCUCGUCUAUGUCAUCGGCGGGAAAGGCAGCGACAGGAAAUGUCUAAAGAAGAUGUGCGUCUACGACCCCAAGAAGUUCGAAUGGAAGGAGCUGGCGCCCAUGCAGACGGCCCGCUCACUCUUCGGGGCCACGGUCCACGACGGCCGCAUCUUUGUGGCAGCGGGGGUGACAGACACAGGGCUUACCAGCUCCGCGGAGGUGUACAGCAUUGCAGACAACAAGUGGUCCCCCUUUGAAGCCUUCCCACAGGAGCGCAGCUCCCUCAGCCUAGUCAGCCUGGCAGGUGUCCUCUAUGCCAUCGGUGGCUUUGCCACUCUGGAGACAGAGUCUGGAGAGCUGGUGCCUACAGAACUCAACGAUAUCUGGAGAUACAACGAGGAUGAGAAGAAGUGGGAGGGUGUCCUCAGGGAGAUUGCCUACGCAGCGGGGGCCACCUUCCUCCCCGUGCGGCUCAAUGUGCUGCGUCUGACCAAGAUGUGACCAGCCCAGAGUCCUGAUGAGCUCCGCUCCUGUUGCCACGUGGCCGCACAGAGGCCUUGUAUAUUCCCUGGGAGGAAGUCAGGAGAGCGACUUGACCCCAGUAUACAGUGAAAGAGGCUUCUUCAGCCUGAGAAGGGACAUCACUGCCCAGUCUUCAAGGUCCCUCUGGGGUCACCAUGUUUCUCCAGGGCCUCAAGCCACAAAGGGGCAAUCCCAGACUGUGUCCUGGCCCUGCCCAGGCUGCUGUGCAUGUUGGUACAGUUUACCACAGGAGUCAAUAUCCUCGCCCAUCCGAUGAAAGUGUCCCCAUCAAGCACACCUCCCAGGGGACCCAUCGCCUUCUUCAGGAAGAAUAAAGUGGCUUAAGCCGGGCGUGGUGGCACACGCCUUUAAUCCUA
Messenger RNA from Jaculus jaculus (lesser Egyptian jerboa), 2297 nucleotides. It is a transcript of the gene Klhl40, whose product is annotated as kelch like family member 40. The transcript has 6 exons. Gene Ontology annotation, biological process: negative regulation of protein ubiquitination; negative regulation of proteasomal ubiquitin-dependent protein catabolic process; skeletal muscle fiber development. The record is from RefSeq and is a predicted model, not a curated record. NCBI's taxonomy places the organism in Eukaryota, Metazoa, Chordata, Mammalia, Rodentia, Dipodidae. Gene Ontology annotation, cellular component: I band; A band. Gene Ontology annotation, molecular function: protein binding. Bases 19 to 1899 code for a protein of 626 amino acids.